UAUAGGUAGGUCAUACAAUCACUCAAGGGAAAACCGAGGAAAAUCUAGAAUGUCUUCUCUGCCGACCAAGUCCUGGAGCAUUCAAUUGCGCGAACUGGCCAGCUCGCCCUUUGCCAUUAUUGCGCUGACCUGUGUCCUGGGAUAUGUGGCCUAUAUGAAGACCAGGCGCCAGCAUGGAACCUACGAUGAUGAGGACUACGAAAACGAGGGACACCGCAAGCUGCCGGCUCCAUUGACCGGACUACGUCUCAACCGCAAGCAGUUGGCCAAAUAUAACUCGGAACGUCCGGAUAAAACCUAUUUAGUGGCCCUACUCGACGUGAUCUAUGAUGUCUCGAGUGCAGCUCAUGAUUUCGGACCCGGGGGUAAAUAUGCCAAGCUUUCGGGAACCGAAGUGACUGGAUUCAUCAAGAAACAAUCGUUUUUCGAGAUGCGUGACUAUGAAACGUAUUUGAAGGAAUGGCAAAUGAUGCUGGAGGAUAUCUUCUAUCCUGCUGGCAAGCUAAUAGAAGGUGAAAAGAAUUUGUUCGUUGAGAAUAAUAACAAAAUGGAUUCAAUAGAAAAAGAGGAAAAGGUAGAGGAAAAAGUAGAGGAAAAAGUAGAGGAAAAUGUACAGGAAAAAGUACAAGAAAAAGUAGAGGAAAAAGAGAAGGUGGACAAGGAACCGCUACAGAAGAUUCCCGAACUUUCUGAACUGGAUUUGGCUUCACCAGAUGAGGGAAUCAAUUCCGAUUGCGAUUCUCUGCGCACUGCCUAUGAUGUUCUGCCUGAACAAGAUGAGCGCGUUGAUGAGGAUGAUGAUGAUGAUGAAGAAGAGGAGUUCUCUGACGCCACCCAGGAGGCUAAUGUGGUCCUAACCGAUGAAGCUUCCAGCCAGACCAUAUGGAAUGAAACAGAUGUAACGAUGGUGGCCAUUUCAUAAAGCCCCUCACCUUCUCGCAUCAUCCAUUUGAAAUCCAGACAAAAGUGGCACUUAACCCAUCAUAAGCCCCCAAAUAUGAACUUAAGCCCUUAGCCAUUAUAACACAAACAUAAAUAAAAAUCUUUCGGAUCUUAUGUGUAUCUGCAUUUGCAGCACUUACACCGAGAAAAACAUCAAACACUUUUUUACAUAACUCAAAAUUGUAUAUGGCUUAAGAUGAGGAUUUGUAAUAUAUUCCUAUCAAAUAUAUGGGUUAAUGUGUCAAUAAUUUAU
Molecule: messenger RNA, 1195 nt
Organism: Drosophila takahashii
Lineage: Eukaryota; Metazoa; Arthropoda; Insecta; Diptera; Drosophilidae
Cellular component (GO): endomembrane system; membrane
Source: RefSeq, a predicted model, not a curated record